GUCGGUCAGGCUGGUGAGACAGCUGUUAGGAUGGCUCUUGAAGAAGCCAAUUCUGUUGCCUCUGCAGGUGAUGAGACCACAACCACUGGUCUGGCUACUCAAGGUCUCCUCACGGAUUACCGUUUGCGUGGAUCAGAGACACCUGGCGGUUUCGCCACUCCUUUCAGUCUAGAGGCUCAGAAUAUCCUUGCUCUGCAAUUGGUCCAAACUCCAUUAAAGGGUGGCGAAAAUACUCAGCUUGUUGGUGACAUCGACUUUUCCGGUACAACGCCGGCGAGCCAAUCUGUAAGAGGUGAUUCCACUCUUCGACGAGGAGGGCUGCCAGCCACACCUAACACUCUACUGCCUACGCAGGCGACUGGCGGUGCUAUGACUCCUUUUCAGACUCCGAAAGAUCCCUUAAAUACGGCAGCUACACCCGGUUCCCACUCUUCGACUCCUUCUGGAGGCGUCUUCACCACUGGGACGCCCACUCCAUUACGCCGUGACGUGCUCAAUAUUAACGCCACUGAUAAUGCCUUAUCCACUGACUUAGAUGUUGAUGCUGAUGAUGAUUACCUUGAUAGCUCUGAAAUCUCCAGUGAACUUUCCCGGCGCCUAAAUGGUCCCAGAAGUAAUCACCAACACGUAGCUGGUGGCCGUGGUGGUGGUAUUGUCGUCAACCACCAAUUGCGGAAUCAUUUGGCAAACCUUCCGACACCAAAAAAUAACUUCGAAAUAUUCAUGCCAGAUGAUGAGGAGUCGACGGCUGAGGGUGACCAAGUAGGGCAGGGUGAAGAGGAAGAAAAUGCAGAGGUUCUGUUGGCUACUGGAACUUCAAGAUGCGUUGCUGAUCAGGCCGAGCUCGACAUGUUGUCUAGCGAACGCGUCAGAGCUAAAGAUCUCGAGGCAUGGACUUGCAGGAGCCAGACCUUGCAGCGCAAUCUCCCUAGGCCAACUAGAAUCAACCACACCGUUAUGCGGCCAAUUCCUCAGGCUUCUGAUGACAAAUUUGAACUAACAGAUCUUCAAAGGGUUAGAUAG
Protopolystoma xenopodis is the source of this 1023-nucleotide messenger RNA. The record is from the annotation of a GenBank genome assembly. Lineage: Eukaryota; Metazoa; Platyhelminthes; Monogenea; Polystomatidea; Polystomatidae.